CUAGGGCAAUCUAAACCGUAUUUCAAGUGUUGACACUCAAUUGUGAUGGAGAAGUCGGUAGAAGGACUGAGUUUAAUUGAAAGUUUUUUUAAUGAAUUUAAUAAUGAAAGUUCUCCAGGAUCAGAUGAAUGUGUACAGCAUCGAUUUAGAUUCAUUGGAAGUUUUCGUCUUAAGCCAGAAGAUGUGGAAGGAGAAGUUUUCGACUGGGUAAUGCACUAUUUGGAGAAAAGGAAAUGCCCCCACUCCCUGGCUGUUGUCCUAUCUAGAGCAGUGACAGAGGAAGUAAGUCAUGAGCCAGAGCUUGGUAACUUUCAAACAGCUGAAAACCCUAUAGAUGAAUGUGAAACCCAUUUAAUUGAUGCAGUUCAACUUCAUUCUCAAGUCAUACAGUUAUUGCAUGAACUGAUUCAGUACUGGGAAGAGAAAUACCAAGAAAUGGCUAGCACCACAGUUUGGCCCUGCUCUCCCAUCUAUAAUGUUUCUGUUUGUGCCAUUAAAAACACUCGCAGAAAAAUGGAGGAUCGCCAUGUGAUUCUGCAUGAUCUCAAUGUUGCUUGUGAUCUCCAGAAGGAUGUACCACACCACAGUUAUUAUGCUGUAUUUGAUGGACAUGCUGGAACAGAAGCUGCCAACUUCGCUGCAGCUCAUCUUCACUGGAACAUAGUUCAACACCCUGCCUUCUUUACAGAUACUCAAACUGCAAUAAAAGAAGCCUUCAAGAUUACAGACAAACUCUUUCUUGAGAGGGCCUUUCGAGAGGGUAUGAAAAGUGGGUGUACAGCAGUUUGCUGUCUUGCACGAGAAAAAACUCUUUAUUUGGCUUGGCUUGGAGACUCGCAAGCUAUUGUUGUGCGUCAGGGUAUACCCUUAGAGAUUAUGUCUCCCCACAAGCCAGAUCGAGAGGAUGAAAGACACAGGAUAGAGAACGAGGGAGGUUGUGUUCUAUUCAUUGGUACAUGGAGAGUAAAUGGAACAUUGGCUGUGUCCAGAGCACUUGGUGACCCAGAACACAAGCCUUGUGUCAGUUGUGAACCUGAUGUUAUCACUGUCAACUUGGAUGGUACAGAGGAUUUUCUUGUCCUUGCUUGUGAUGGUUUAUGGGAUAGGAUGACACCUUCAGAUGUGAUUAAAUUUGUUUAUCAUUAUGUCAAGGAAACUCCCAAUAAUCUUGAAAGUUUAGCCUCUCAAUUAGUGCACCAGGCUAAAGACAAAGGCUCAAGUGAUAAUAUAACUACAAUUGUUGCAUUUCUUAGAGAUCCAGCAGAUUUGGCUAAUAGCCCUAUGCCACCAAUACCCAUUAUGUUUCCUCAGCUUCAAGGAGAAGUAGGUACCAUCAAUGGUACCACUAUUUCUUCAGGUACUACAGUGUCUGGUCAUGUUUCAGAAUUAUGGGAAAAUGUUCACCAGUACCAAUCACAGAAUAAUCAAUGUAAAAUAAAAUCACAGUCUAAGUUAUCUAUAUGUGACAAAAUUAAUACUAAUGAGCCUGAAGAAAUAUAUCAGUGUAUUGAUACAAGUGAUAUUCCUGAAAGAACUGAACUAGGUGAAGUGCCUACCCCACCUAUAAAUGAAGUAAUGAAUAUAGAGCAAUUUGGAAUGUAUUCAGAGGAAGUAGAAAAGGCAAUAAAUAAAGUACCUCAAAAAUUUGAUGCCUCUUUUAUUCUAGAUCCUGGUAUAGUUAAUAUCCAGCAAACACCAGCUAAAGAGUCACCAGAAGUGGAUGCUAUUAUGCCUGAUAAUCAUGUCUAUGUCAAAGAAGUAGCAAAUGAAGUGGUGAAUUUGGCCAUUGAGUCAGCUGUUGAUGAAGUUCAAAGGAAAGAGACAGAAAUGUCCAUCACUACCACUGAGAAUGAUAAUUCAGGUGAACAAAAUUAUAUGAACAAAAUGGAAUUUUCCAGUGGCCAGUUUCAAGCUGUAUCUGAGUUGGAACAACCCUCCCAACAAACUCCACAAAGCAAAGAAUGUGACCAAUCUGGUAUGAUACUUUUCAGUGCAGAGGAUCCAACAUUCACUUCUAAAUCAGGGCAACAAUCAUCCAAUUCUCUACCAGAAUGUCACCAAACACUUAAUCAAGACCCAAGUUCAAUGUCAGAAUUGGAACAACCAGGGUCAACAUUACAAAAUGAAAUGGAGCAAUCUAAUCCAACUCAUCAACCAAGUGCUGAGCAACUAUCUGAAAAAGAAGAGUUUACUCCUACAUCACCACAAGAAACAGAUCAAUCAAUGUAUGCCUCACAGAAACCUGAACCAGAAAACUCUUCACACCUUCAACCAAAACAAGCAUUACCCAUUCUGCUUGAAGCUAAGCAGCAUGUAUAUGUUCCACAGUCUAAAAUAGACGUUGUUCCAGUUGGCAGUCAACUUGAAAAUUCAGCAAAACAGAGAACAGAACCAAUUGGGCCUUGUCAAUCUGAAACUGAAUUAUUGUUUCCUCAAACUACUAAUCAUACAACUGUGAAGAUUUCACCACCAGAAAUAGUUGAGGACAAGAGUGUAUUGGAACUAUUAACAACACAGCAAUUAAUUGCUUCUAACUUUCUUGUAGAACCACAAAAUAAAACAGAUGGUAUGGGCAAACCAUGUACUUUUCCAGUAGGAGGGUUUUUCAUGACUCCAGAGAUAUAUGAUGAAAUAGAAUUAUCCAAAGACACUCCAACAGAUGAAAUAGGGGCAGGUAGUGCAGUUGUUGAGCUUGGAGCCAUCCCAGACAGUGUGCCAGAAGCUGAAGGAGUUACAGAGGAUGUUGAUUCUGACUCUGAGAAGGAUGGAGGAUGGAAAUAUGUUAAAGGUGAUCAGAAGUCAGAGCUAAUUUCAUUUCAAAGGAAUGAAGAAAGAGAAAAGGUUGCAUCACAUAUGCUUGGUACCACUUCAAAACCAAUUUCUAAACUUAACACAAAGCCUAACAAAUUAUCUCAAGAAAACAAGUCAAAGUUAAGGCAGUUAACAAUCGGUGAAACUACAAAGAAACCUAGUUCCAUAUCAAAACCAGAGAAAAUUAAGGAUGUUCAACAAGACAAAGCAAAAACAUUGGUAAAAGUAGGUAGUACUGCAAAAACGCUUCUUAGCAAAGAACACAAGCCAAAAUUAAGUACCAGUACAAUCCCAAGACAAGGUCAUAUACCUCUUGUAAAGAAAUCAGCUGUAACUUCUGUUUCUGUUCCAUCUACCAAAAGAUCUGUUACUAAACCAGAUGUUUCUAUGAACAGCAAGCCAAGUCAGCAACCACCUAAACAGAGGCCUUCAUCUGCACAGCAAUCCAGUCCAACUAAUGCACAAAAGCACAGAGAAUCAUCAUCAUCAGUAAAUUCUUCUAAUAAGCCAUCAGGAGGACUAGUUUCUACUCCCAAAACAGUAAGCCAGAAAUCAAUGACUCUUCCUCGUAGAACUCAGUCUAGACCACCAGUAAUAAGCAAAGAAUCUGAUGUAUUAAAAUCUUCAACUCUGAACAAUUCUGCUUCACUUCCCAGACACUCAGCUCAGUCUCUAACAAGGCCUUCUAUAACAUCUUCAAGAUUGCAACCAAAUUCUGGAAGACCUGUUACUAUGGCAUCUCAUCCAAAGAGUACUUGUAGAUCUCCUAAUUCUACAACUGAAAAGCUUGAACAAACCAAGAAUACACCAAUGAAUGGAACCAACACCAGUGUAGGAGUAAAAAAGGCUAGGCCAAAUUUAGCCACUGUACAGAGAUCACAUUGUACAACUAAACAAAGCAAAGAGUCCAUCAACAAAGAGAUUUCUACUGUUGCUUCAGGAAAACAACAAAUUUCAAACAUCAAAUUGAAUGAAAGGCCCAAAACUGCUUCUGGUUCAUCUAAUACUAAAAAGGCUAACACAUUACAAGCUUCAGGAACUGGUACACUGAAGACAACCUCACCUUCUAAACCUAGUUCUCAAGGAAAGACUUCCAAAGCUGUUUCAAAAGAUAAGAAAACUUUAAAAACAGAUUCUACAGCCAAGCAAACAGCUUCGGAAAAAAAUAGUCCAAUAGGAGCUAUUAAACCAGCAGAGAAAACUCAUUUUAGUACCAUGCCAGCUACUGAUCAGGAAAAAGGGUCUCUUGAAGAGCACUUAAAAGAAGCCAGUCUGGAGAAGGUUGAGAUUAUUACACUUCCUUCCAUGCUGAGAGAGGAAAGUUCUGCAACUGUGGUUCAGGAAGUUUCAUUUGAGGAAGAAAACUAAGCCAUAAAACAUGACAAAAAUACAGAAAUAUAAUUAUUUGUGUAUUGUUCAGAGGACUUGUGUACAGUGAUGGUCAGCUUUGCUAGUCAUAAAGAAUGUCCCAGCCCUUGCAUUGCAUACUGCCUAUUCAAUUUACAAGGAAUAACAGGAGAUCAGAGGGCAAAUAAAGGGGCUAUGACAGAGAAAGAUUUUAAAUGCCUAAAGUAUGUGGGAGUUAAUAAGAUUUUUAUUUUAUUUUUGUUCCCAAUUGUGAGACUUUUCCUUUGUCAUACUAAGUUUAUGUAAAAGAAAGCAGCUGAGUGAAAAGCAUUAAGGGAUAAUGAUUUCAGUUUUACUAAAUUAGCCAAGGAAAAAUUUGUUUCACAUGAGUAAACAACUACAUGAUUCAUACUUGAGAGCAGUUUCCAUUUCUUAAAAUUUGAACCUGAUUUCAAAAUAAGCUUAAUGAGUUUGAAAUAUUCCUUACUAAAUGAAUGGUUUUUGAAAAUUGUAUUUCAUUUUUAUUGUACAUUUUAAAAAUAUAACUAAGGCACACUGGGUGAUAAAUUACUAUGUUUUAGUUUAUAAAAAUAUUUUUGAAAACCAAAAAUAGUGCUCUGAUAUGGAUUUUAAAUUUUUUUUUUUGAAAAUUCACUAGGAAAUAGUUGAAGUUUCUCAUAUUUUACAUUUUAGAAGUAUAUUUAAAAGUCAAGAGAAACUAUUUAUAUGCAUCUUAUGUUCAGAUUUUCUGAAACUUGCAGAAAUAUUUUUAUGCUUCAUACGAUUUUUUUUUUUUUCUUUUCAAAGAUGGUUUCCCAAGUUGAUAAUGAACCCUCUUUGGGAUGAGAUAAUUAAGUAGUUAUAAAGCUGAUCAGUGUGAAGCAUAUCAGAAUCCUAGAAAAGCAUUUAGGAUUUGCAUUAAAUAACGUUUUAUUAUAUUAAAUUUUCAUCAUGUUGACUAAUAUUGUAUGUGUAUUUUUAUUUCCCCAGAAUAACACCUUGUUUUGAAUUGCUAUUUUUAUAGCUCAUACUUCAAAAAGAAAAACUGGAAACAAUGUUUUUUCCAACUAAAUAAAAAUUAUGUGCCAUAAAUAACUGAUUACUUUAAAUCUAGAUUUCAAAUAAAUGUAUGUGACAUUUUGUAUUUUGAUAUUCAACUUUCAAUCAAAAUGAAUUUAUAGUGAUAAACUGCCAUCUUUAUUCUUGAACAAAAGUUUGAUGAAUGAAAAAAGUUAUAGUACUAACCAGUAUAGCAAAUUUUUGUAUUGGUGCUACUUACACACACAAGUUUCUUAGUGUUUUUUUAGAUAAAAGAAUAUUAUUAUUUAGUUUGAUGUUAACGCAUAAUACGUGCCUCGUUUCUUUAUUAAGUAAACUGAACUAUAAUUGGUAAUGAAUUGGUAUGAGCCGUAGGGUUAAAACAACUGAAAGAUGUUAGAAAGUAGAAGAUUACUGCAGUAGUAAGAGUUGUGUACUCCAAAAGAGAAAUGAAUGAUUUAAAAGCAACUUUCAACCAUUUAAUUUCUACCAUAUUUAAGUAAUUAACUUUAAGUAUUCAUUAAAAUCAUGUAGAGAAAUUACCCUAUUCUUAAUUUUUCUUAAAGAUGCAGCUAUAUUUAUUUUUAACAUGUGUACAAGUGCCCUUAGUUAAUGUCAUUAAUUACAUGAGAUAAAGACUUCAUGAUAUGGAAGUGAAGACUUUUUUUAUAAUAUAUAGUUUUUAACAGAUAAAUUCUUAGAAGACUUUACAUUAUUAAAAAAAAUCAUUUAUUCGUUUUGCUAAAUGUGAACAUGUUAAAAACGUAAUAGCCUUUAAAUCUAUGCUUUUUAAAUUGCACGUUUUUUUUCUUUCUAUUCCACGAACUUAUAGUAAAGUGUUUCUAAGGUAAGUGUACCUGUUGCACUGAUCAGUAAAAUCACAUCUCAUAAUCCAUUGCUAUCAAAAGUACAAAUAUGUUAAUUAUCUAUGCAAAAAGUGGAUUAUUUUGAAGUCACAAAUCCGUUUUUUAUUUGAACAGUCUUGAUAUUUAUAUUUAGUUUCUAUUUUAUGUUUUGUAGUAUAGUUUACUAAGACUAUGCAAGGUCUGUCAUUUAGGGUGAGUUGUGUGUCAAUAUAUUUCUCACAAAUAAAAAUCAGUUCUGGGGCUGUAGAAUAGUGUUAUCUCCCUCUGUAAUCUUUGGCUCUAUGUUGUUAUUUGUCAUAAUAAUGCAUUUUUCAAUAAAGAGUGUUUGAUCUUGUGGUCUUUCAAUUGUUAUA
This is a messenger RNA of Limulus polyphemus (Atlantic horseshoe crab), 6415 nucleotides long. RefSeq lists its product as uncharacterized. The record is from RefSeq and is a predicted model, not a curated record. Bases 46 to 4179 code for a protein of 1377 amino acids. The transcript has 7 exons. Gene Ontology annotation, biological process: negative regulation of protein kinase activity; protein dephosphorylation. Gene Ontology annotation, molecular function: protein serine/threonine phosphatase activity; cation binding. NCBI's taxonomy places the organism in Eukaryota, Metazoa, Arthropoda, Merostomata, Xiphosura, Limulidae.